This is a messenger RNA of Closterium sp. NIES-65, 630 nucleotides long. The record is from the annotation of a GenBank genome assembly. NCBI's taxonomy places the organism in Eukaryota, Viridiplantae, Streptophyta, Zygnematophyceae, Desmidiales, Closteriaceae.
AUGGCUCACUUCCAGGACCCGUGGGUCAGAGAGUUCGAGGAUGCCUCCAGGAUGGCGGAUGACGUGGCAGGCCUUAUUCAGGAAAGAAACGACGCGAUCAAAUCUAAAGGGGAUCCAUCGCGCCUCGUCGCUGCAGCUCGCCGAAAGAUUGCGAUGCUUAUGGCGAAAUCGGACCGUCUAGAAACGGGGCUUCGAGCUGCAGCGGAGAAGUCGCAACUCAAUUCUACGGAGAUUCGGCGGCGGGAAGACCUGCUUCUCGCUCUCCGCUUCAAGGCGAAGGAGAUGGCAGCCGUGCUCACCUCCGCGCAAUCAGCGGCUAACAGGUCAGCCCUGCUGGGCCGUGACGGGCGGUCGCUGGUGGCGGUGGAGACAGAGAGAACAGCCUCGCGAGACAACAAGGGGCUCGUGGCUUUGCAGCAAGAGAUCAUGCAAGAGCAAGACUCGGAGCUGGAGGAGCUAGAGUCCACGGUGGCAACCACCAAGCACAUUGCGCUCACCAUUAACGGCGAGCUGGACCUGCAUCGACAUCUGCUGGUAUGUGCUUUCUCUUGGCAUUAUCGUCUCGUUGCUGUGCUGUGCACAGGUUUUGAUAGCUACCAUUCGUACUGUAUGACUGACGCAUCUCCUUGA